Messenger RNA from Melitaea cinxia (Glanville fritillary), 5927 nucleotides. RefSeq lists its product as uncharacterized. The record is from RefSeq and is a predicted model, not a curated record. NCBI's taxonomy places the organism in Eukaryota, Metazoa, Arthropoda, Insecta, Lepidoptera, Nymphalidae. The transcript is spliced from 2 exons. Bases 99 to 5723 code for a protein of 1874 amino acids.
ACCUAAGCACCUGAUGAUUACGCUGUAGUAAGAUCGUUUUCAUUCAGGUAUUGGCGCUACAUCAAACAGUAUAUAGAUUUUUUUUUGGUCAUUUCAACAUGCGUUUUUACCUUCUUUACAAAAAUCAUGGCCUCUACGACCCAGUACUAGAUGACACUGAACUGGUUUACGUACCAGUAACACAAGAAGAAUGGCAAGCAUCUAAUAAUUCUGAACAAACACAAAAUUUAAGUUACAGUGAAAAGCAAAACUAUGAACAAAGAAAUGGAACAAAUAACGAAAACGUUUUCAAAACACAAGCGAAAGAAACUCUUGAUACAGCUUUCCAAGAUCAAAUCAGGAUGAAUUUAAAAGAUACCUUUACCCAAAUCGAAACAGAAGAUCUUCCCCCACAAGCGAGAUUUAAAUUACCUAUUUCUGAUGAAUAUGAUCCAGAAGGUAAAAAAAUGUCGAAAUUACGCAGACUAUAUGAAAAAUUUUUAAAUAUUGAUCUUACGAAAGUCCUUAAACAAAUGAAGAAUGACGACAAUAAAACAAAUCAAGGAUUGAAAGAUGUAAAACAAGAUGUUAUUAAUAGAGAUUUUAACGCAGAAGAAAUACGAAAACCAAAUGAAAUGAUCAAAAAAGAUUUUAUGUAUAUGGAUGAAAAUAUAGAAAAUUUUACCAAAGAAACAGCCGUCAAAAUUGUUGAAAAGAGCAUCAAUAAAGCUCUUUCAGCUCAAACGAAACAAAAAACUAAAACGCAAAUUAAAAAUGAAAUCACACGAGCUGAGUAUGAAAUACAUAAAGAAUCACCGUUUGAGAAUUUUAGGCCAUUGAAUGAGUCAAAGUUUCAAGAAAAUGAAAGAAAAUCUAAUUAUUUCAAAGACGAACACAAGCAGGAAACUAUACAUAGUUCUGUACGUGAUAAGGCACAAACGAAAAAAGUUACUUUUAAUGUAGAUGAAUAUAAAGAAGAAGAGAGUUUUUGUAAUAAAACGGAAAACGAUGUAACGAAUUGUUUAGAAACAAAUGGUAGAUUAACACCCGAAAAAAGGAAAUUAUUAGUUCAACAGGACAUUGAACAAGUAAUUCAGCCAGGAACUGUUCGCGAUAGAUCAGAAGUCUUCAGGAAAUAUAAUAUAAUGAAUGAUGUUAUAGAAAAAAGUGACUAUAAAUAUGAAAAAUCGAAUGUUAAAGGAAGUGAACAUGUGUUUUCAAAAACUAAGCAAGCAAAAAAAGUUUCACAACAGAAAGCUUACAAAACAGGAGCUCAAACAAUACUUAACAUACAUCGUGCAAGUUGCUCUUUAUUCAGCAAAGUAUUGCUGAAAUCAUUUCUCUCACAAUUCACCAAAUUUAUGAUACUUUUAUCUAAAUUUAUUCAAAUAAAACCGGAAUAUUAUUUUAAAGAAGAAAAACAUUUUAAACAAAGGCGAGAAGUAGAACAUUCAUCUCUUUUAAAAGAAGGAGAACUUAUUGUAAAGAAAAAACUAUCUGGGGCAAAAAUAGCUCAAAUCGAGGGAAUGAAACCCGUUGAUUUAACAGAUAAAAUGAAUGUCGUGAUAUUAGAGCUCCAAAGAAUGUCAGGAAAAGAGGAAGAGCUUUGCCAAAAAGAGUUUGAUGAGACUGAGUAUAGUGAAACAGAUUUUGAGAAGAUGGAUUUCGAUAAGGAAGAAUUCAAUAAAAAUGAGAAUUAUUGUGAAAAAUAUCAAAGAAGCAGCGAGAGUACUAGGCCUUGCAGUGAAAAUAAAAUUGAUGAAGAUUGUAAAGAUUCUUCUUACGAAUAUAAAACAAAGUUUGACGAAAAGCAAAGUAAAUUUCAUACUUAUGAAACAACUAAAACACAGUCAAUGGAAGUUCGUGAAAUUAGAUCAGAAAAACGUUAUUCUGAAUAUAGAUCUAACAAAAAAGAAUCUAGUCCUUGUAAUGAAGUGCGAACUUACGUUAGAGACGCAAAUGGCAAUAUUAUAUAUAUUGCUAUAGUAGAAGCUCACGUAUAUACUUAUAAAGAUGCCAUUUUUAGAGAUUAUAUGCGCCGAUUGUCGGAGACUAAAAAUGUAAUAGAAAAGUGUGAAAUAAAUAAGCAGAGCGACGUAACAGACAGCACUAAUAAAAUUGAUAUCUAUGUUGAUUUUGGUGAUACUCGUAAGUUAUCUCUUGCAAGUACUGUCAUGGUACCUGUUGAAGAGUAUGCAACUGUUCAAGAAAUGGAAAAUACCAAAGUAAAUUAUAUAAGAAGUACUACAGAUUUGGAACAUGUAGCAAAGAAAAUUGCAGUACAAAAUAUCACGCAAGUUAUUGAACCACUACUAAAAACAGAGGUUGAUAUAUAUGCCAGUAAAGGUGCUCGUGCAGAGAUACAAACGCCUGUAAAUACAAUAGCUGAAAAAACAGAGAUAUUCACAGAACAGGAUCAAAUGUUUUUCCAGGCUCAAGUAUAUGUAACCCAAAAGUCAUAUAUGUCAAUCGAAAAACCUGAGAAACCAGCAGUUGAAAUAACAGAAAUAUCUAUAGAUGAAGAUAAUAGUGAGAUUAUUGAAGAAGAAAAGGUUAAAAAAGAAGAACCUCAAACUGUAAUCGAGCCUCCAGUUAAGUCACUCGCUGAAAUAUCUGAAGUAAUAAUAAACGAGGACCACGUAAAUGAAAUUGUGAUUCCUGAACCAAAGCUAAUUAAACCUUCUCCCACCAUAGACAUAUCUACUAAAUCAGUCGCCAUCGUUUCUGAAGUUGCCGUUGAUGAAGCUAAUUUAGGUGUGCUUGAUGUACAAAAAGCUACAACUAAGACAUCAAAUGCUCUUGUAGAGAAAGCGUCACUGGCUGUGGCAGAAACUAUAGCCAUUUCACCAGAAAUCGGAAGUGAGUUUUUAAAUAAUACUGAAAUUCGAAGACAAUCAGCAGCAAUAGAUAUAAGUAAAAGUAUGGCAACUGAAGUUCUACAAGUUUUGUUCGAAGAACCAAUAAAUGAAGAAAUAAAAAUAGCUGAAACCGAACAUAGACAAAGUCAAACGCAUAUAGAACAAAAAUUUUUAGCUUCACCAGUGACAACUACAAUAUUAGUAGAGGAACCUUCACAGGAAAAUCUUAUAAUGGCUGAAGUAGUUGAAAAGUUACCUCAGAGUUUAAUAGAAACAAGUGUUCUUAUGGUCCCUGAGACUAUUGCUAUCGAACCAGCAGGACCAAAAGAUGAAUAUUUGGAAAUUCCUAGUGAAGCAGCAAAACAAACGAAAUCUUCAAUUGAAUCACCCUCAUUAACUGUUGCUGAACUUCUCGAUACACUAUCCAUAGGACCCAAAGAAGGAGAAAUUGAAGUUAAUGAAAUUUCACUAGAAAAACCUAAUAUAGGUUUAGAUGUUUUAAAGUCUUUUACUACAACUGUUGUGUUUUUAGAGGACCAACACGACGAGUUACAAGUUCCUAAAAUUGAUAUUAAGGCAGCACAGACCGAAUUAGAAAGUCCUCAUCAUAUUCUAGCUGAAGUACUAACAAUAAUACCAGAAGGUUUGAAAGAAGGAAAUCUUGUAAUCGAUAAAACAUCAGAAGAAGAAAUAAGAGUGAAUUUUAACAAAUUACACUCAGUAGAAACAACAAGUGUGUCUCUUGGAGAUACGAUAAAAGAUAUUUUACCAAUGCCAAAGAUUAUUGAACAACAGCCGCAACUCAAAAUACAAGAAAACAAAUUAAACAUCGCCGAAACAUUAUUAUUAAUACCGGAAGAGCCUAAGGAUCAAGAAUUCAAUGUUGCAACAGUAAAAACUCAAGAAGCGCGUAUUAAUAUUGAAGAAUUUAAAGCUGCAGAAACAGAAAUAAUAACGUGCGAAGAAAUUGCAAACGAAAACUUAGAUUUACCGGAAAUAAUUAAAAAAGAAGUACAAACAUCAAUAGUAAGUUGUCCUUUAGCAGUUGCUGAAACUGUAACGACCUCUUCUAUAGAAUCCGCUACUGAAGUAGGUACUCAAAUUAUACUAGAAAAGGCUUUAAAAUCGAUUGAAAAGGAUGUCAAAGUAGCGCUGGAAUCAGUGACGCCAAUAUCUCACACAAUUAUAACGUCCAUUGAAGAAACAAACGAUUUAAGUGAAAAACUAAAAUUGUGUUCCCAAUCAGCUAAUGUCACGUUUGUGGAAUCAUCUGCAGCAACGAUCGCAGAAACUACAGCUGUAACUGCAGCUAAAGAAGAAGCAUUUAGAACUUUUGACUUGAAGUCUAGAGUAAAAAUAAGGGAAAUACCGAUAAGAAAAAUACAAGAUGUAAAAACUGAAGAUAUUGAGUUGAACUAUACUGUAGAGCUACCGAAGGACGAAGAGGUCAACGAAGUAUUUGCGGAAGUUACAUUGACCAAACAAAAAAGUCCACCAGUUGAGGUAUUCGCAGAAUACGAAGUUAAUGAAAAGAAAACAACAGAAGUAGAUUCUAGUAUUUUUGAGUCAAUAAAACUUUUGAAAAAACAUGUUCAGGAAUUUAAAUCUAUGGACGAAAAUUUCAGCUAUACAGCUCUUAUUUCAGACGUUCAACUUGAGAAAAAAGUGGAGGAAGAAUUACUAGAAAUAUUACAAUCAUCAAAAAUAGAAGAUAUUACUAAUUUCACGUUUCCAUCGCCUACAUUAAUACCCAUUAUACAAGAAUACUUAUUUAGACUUAGGGGUCCAAAAUUAAGAACAUUUAAACAUAUGGAGGAUGUGUUUGAAGAAGCAACAUUGAGACUAAAGUCCAAAUAUCAAACAGCUACCGUACAGAGUUUUGAUACAAGCUUGACUUUAAUAUUACAAGAUAUAGCUGAUUCUCAACUUCAUCCGGAAGCAAUAGAAGUUGCAAUGGAAACGACGGAACGUAUCUCUGAAAAAGAUAGCACUAUGCAAUACUUUGAUUCUAAGAAAAUUUCUAGAUCAUUAGAAUCUAGUGUUCAUUCAUCCGAAAUACAAAGCUUACACACAGAAGUUGCUGUUGCAAGGGCAGCAACAAAACAAACUAUUGAAACAGGGAUCGAUGUAAGUGUAUUGUCUAUCGAAGAAGAACCAAUAGUUGAGUCUAGGAGAAGAAUGUCAACAGCUCAAAGAACGAAAAAGACUAUGAAAUCAGCAGCUAUAGAAUCUGAUUCAGUAGUAGCUGAAUCGGAAUCUGCUAUUAUGCAAAUUUCUGAUGCCAAUCAAUCACAAAUGUAUGACAAAACUUCUUUGGAAGCGGAGUCGAGAAAUGCUAGAUUGGAAAUUAAUGACAUUCAAGCAGCAUCAGACAUAUCCAGGAAAAGUAACUAUAUUCAAUCUAAGAAAGCUGCAGCAUUUUCAGUGGCAACUACCUCUGUUGAUGAAGAAAAUGCACUUGAAAGAAGUAACUCAUCUACAAUAAACGAGUCUAGCCAAAAAUUAGAAAUAAGAGCUGAUUUGACAGCCGAUGAAUCUGAAGUUAUUACCAAUGGUUUUACACCAUCCCCACCACUAUCGCCGCCUACUCCUCUGACUGAUGAAUACAUAUUCAAAUUUGAUAUACCACUGCCACGUAUUACACGAUACGUUGAGAGAGAUUGUUCGUAUAGUCCUGAAAGUAUUGAAGAUGAUAUCAUUUUAAAAUGUGGUUACAUACCACAUAUAAUAACUAGAAUUGAACGUAUAAUAUACAGUCCGCCUUUGCCAACACCUCCAGCAUCGCCAGAAAGGCAAAUCGUUCCAAUUUACAAAAAGCCUGGUUUAAAAGGUGGAUCGGGAGAUUACAGAAGUAGUAACAUUAGUUUAUUCAAAUACUUUUGUUGAUAUAAAAACAGACAAGACUUAUUUAGUCAUAACAAAAACUACAAUUAGGUAAAGUUUAGUUUUAAUUUAGAUAUUAAUUACGAUUUACUUUGUUAAUAACUAUCACAUACCAGUAUAUCGCGAAGGUUAUAUGCUCAGUACUCUUGGUAGAUAAAAAAAAAUGGCUGUCUGUACAGUCGGUUUACGGACGAUAGUUUUACGUGA